Heterobasidion irregulare TC 32-1 is the source of this 990-nucleotide messenger RNA. Its product is annotated as epoxide hydrolase. The transcript has 5 exons. NCBI's taxonomy places the organism in Eukaryota, Fungi, Basidiomycota, Agaricomycetes, Russulales, Bondarzewiaceae. Gene Ontology annotation, molecular function: catalytic activity. The record is from RefSeq and is a predicted model, not a curated record. Bases 1 to 990 code for a protein of 329 amino acids.
AUGGACGCGUCACUCUUCAAAAAACAUAUCACCCAGCGUGGGUUCACCUACAAUUACUUCCGUGUUUCUGCCGAAGCGGGAAAACCGACGCUUGUACUCCUGCAUGGGUUCCCCUCGUCGUCUUGGGAUUGGCAUUACCAGGUGGAUUUCUUCAAACCGCGAGGCUAUGGACUCGUCGUUCCGGAUAUGCUUGGCUAUGCGGGCACCGACAAGCCGACGGAUGCAAAGUUCUACAUCGGAAGCGGGCUAGCGCAGGAUAUUGUCGAUAUCUUGGACAAGGAGGAUGUGCAGAAAUCCGUUUUGAUUGGGCAUGACUGGGGAAGCCGCGUGGUCUCACGUCUGGCAAACAACCACCCUGACCGAUUCACGGCCAUCGGCUUCCUCGCGCUCGCAUACCUCCCUCCCAAUCCAGUCCACGAUCCUGCGGCACAGUCAGCCAGAAUCAAACAACUCGUUGGCCGCGACCUAUUUGGAUACUGGGAUUAUCUCGCAGAAGAGGGUGCUGAUAAAAUGAUCAAAAAAAAUUUCAACUCCUUCCUCAGCAUAUUCUUCUCCGGUUCUGGAGAGAUCGCUCUCAAGAAUCUCUGUCCGCCCGGCGCGCUGAAAGAAUGGAUAGAAGCUAACAACCAAGGGCCGAUUGCCCCAUUUCUCACAGUAGAGGACCAAGAGCAUUACCGCCAGACGCUCCUAGGCGGAGGACUUGCUUCCCCCGUAGCUUGGUACAAAAUACAGACAACGGCCGGUAGCAUUCGUGCUGAAGAUGACAAACUCGUUCCCAAAGAGGCGUAUGACAUACAGCAACCUGUUUUUUUCGGCGCCGCACUCAGGGACAUUGUCUGCCUCCCGGCAUUGGGAAAUGCGCUACUCAAACAAUAUGCGAAGGGACCGCUCACCGUGAAGGAGUUCGAUGCAGGUCAUUGGGUCCUUUUGUCCCAUCCGAAGGAGGUCAACGAGGCAUUGUUAGAGUGGAUCGAAGGACUCCAAAUAUGA